CUGCCCUUCGCGUGUGCAAUUCUUUUUUCUGUUGGCUGGGUGUCGCUUUUCCAACUGCGCUGGGUGCGAGGGUUUGGGGUUUGGGACCGCGGGGUGUGGUCGGAGUCCGCUUUGGGAAUGGGCGCGGUGGUGUAGAGCUCGGUUGUCGGUUGUGUCGGCGGCUGUGGCUUUGGAUGGAUGCGUGGGGGAUUGUUUUAUUGGAAUUGUGUUUUGGUUUGCCGGUUGGUGGUUUUUUACAUUUUUAUGUAAUUUUUUGUCAUGCGGAGAGAUUUGUAGGCGACGGUGUUAGGGUUUUGGGCGAGAGAGUCGGGUGGGUUAGAGUUUGGAGUCGUGCGUUGGAGAGAUGGCGAGGGUUUGCGUCGAGCUGCAAUGCGGCGGCGGAUGAUGUUUUAGUAGGCGGAGCUGGUGCGUGGUCCGCUGUGGUUGGGCGUGACAGGGUUUUGCAGAUUCUGCCGGAGCGCAGAGUGCCAUGAUUCGGUGAGGUGAUGCGAGAGGUCACGGGUUAGUUGUGUCGCAGAUAUCCGGAAGCUGCGUCGUCGUCGUCGUUGUUAGAGGAGCAGGUGAACUGCGUGCUGCUGGGGAGUUGUGGGUGACGUGACAGUUUGGACCUGGAACAAUACGCGGUGUGUAUGACGAAGUUAUGUAUUCCUUAUCACUGUGAGCUGGCGCUGCAGGCAUCGGCCGAAAUUUGUUGCAGGAAGUCGAUACGAAUUGUUGUGGAACGAGUUAGUUGGCAGGGGUGGUGUCGCCGAGGGUUUGUGCAGAGGAAUUAGUUUCGGCUGGAAAAUCGGGGGUCUUCCUAAAAGUUUGGGAAUCGCAGAUUUAUUGGCUUAGUGUCUGAAGCGGGGUGGUCGUAGAGGAUGAUGCAGUCGCCAGCAGGGGCCGGGCCCCCGCAUGGGCAGCAGGCAGAGGGGCAGCAGCAGCAGCCGCAGCAAUGGGUGAUGAUGCAACAGUCGGGGAUGCAGCCUCAGCAUCACGAGGAGGUGAAAACGUUGUGGGUUGGAGAUCUGCAGUACUGGAUGGACGAGAACUACUUGCACACAGCUUUUGUACACACCGGAGAGGUGCAGUCUGUGAAGAUCAUUCGCAACAAGCAGACGGGGUACUCCGAAGGGUACGGGUUCGUGGAAUUUGUGUCUCACGUGGCAGCGGAGAAGAUUUUGCAGGCUUACAACGGCACUCAGAUGCCGAACACAGAGCAGCCUUUCCGGCUGAAUUGGGCUUCGUUUGGAAUAGGGGAGAGGCGGCCGGAGGCGGGACCGGAGCACUCGAUCUUUGUAGGGGAUUUGGCUCCCGAUGUGACGGAUUACAUGCUGCAGGAGACGUUUCGCACCCGGUACCCAUCUGUGAAGGGUGCGAAGGUGGUGACGGACGCCAACACAGGUCGAUCGAAAGGAUACGGGUUCGUGCGUUUCGGCGAUGAGAUGGAAAGGAAUCGGGCGAUGAGUGAGAUGAACGGGAUUUACUGCUCGAGCAGGCCGAUGCGGAUCAGCGCAGCAACGCCGAAGAAAUCGCUGGGCCCUAAUCAGUUGAAUCCGAAAGUGUCUCCCGUAGCCGUGGCAACAUAUGCAGCAUACGGAGCGCAGCCCUCUCCGCAGGCGUUCCCCACAGACAACGACCCCAACAAUACAACCAUAUUCGUGGGAGGACUUGACCCAGCGGUUGGGGACGAAGACUUGAGGAACGUGUUUGGGCAAUUUGGAGAACUGGUGUAUGUGAAGAUUCCCGCCGGGAAAGGAUGCGGGUUCGUCCAGUUCACGCAUAGAGCGUGCGCAGAGGAGGCGCUGCAAAGGCUUCACCAGACGGUGAUCGGGACACAAGCAGUGCGUCUGUCGUGGGGUAGAAGUCCCGGGAACAAGCAGACGAGUGAUCCUGCAUGGGGGCACCACCAAGACCCGAAUCAAUGGAAUGCAGCUGGGUAUUACCAAGGGUAUGCACAAGGGUACGACCAAUACGGAUAUCCGGCGCCGGCACCUCAGGACCCUGCAUACGCUCAAUACGGGAACUACCCCGGUUAUGGGAACUAUCCCCAGCAGCAGGGUGACGCACAGGCUUCAGUUGCUGUAAGCGCCGUGCCUAGCGUGGAGCACAAGGAGGAGGAGAGUUUUGACCCUUUGGCCCCGCCCGACGUGGACAAGUUGAACGCGGCAUACAUGGCUGUACACACAGCCCCUCUGCUGGGUCGUCAUUUGUGGCUGAAGACGUCCGAUCACGGCCAAGCGCCCAUCAGCUAGUUUUAGCACUCCCCAAGUUGAAAAGCGGGAGCAUACCCAAGUUGAUAGAUGGUGCACAUGUGCUGUGUCCGAUGUGUUAAAGCGGAUGGCUCCCAAGGUCCGUGUGUGCAUGCAUGGGUGGAUGCGUUUGGAAUGGUCGCAUUUAUGAUUAGUGUUGGUGAUGUGGUGUGACGGCGGUAGGGGAGAGAAUGCAUGGCGGUUGUGUUGUGUGUGGUUUGGGAUUAUUAUUGGACUUUCAAGUGCCGAACUCGAUGAAUGUUUAAGAGGAUAAUAGGCAAUGGUUGCGAAGAAUUCAAUGUCAGACGAAGUGAAGUGUAGACUCUGUCAUGUUCAUAAUAGUAGGUAACAAUUAGCAGUGGCUUGAUUCGUACGUUACACCGUGAUUGUGGAAUCUGGAAUGGACCUGCUCCUUCAACUUUUAAAGCA
Physcomitrium patens is the source of this 2660-nucleotide messenger RNA. The record is from RefSeq and is a predicted model, not a curated record. Lineage: Eukaryota; Viridiplantae; Streptophyta; Bryopsida; Funariales; Funariaceae.